This is a messenger RNA of Suncus etruscus (white-toothed pygmy shrew), 3554 nucleotides long. RefSeq names its product WD repeat domain 59 (gene WDR59). The transcript has 27 exons. Gene Ontology annotation, molecular function: protein binding. The record is from RefSeq and is a predicted model, not a curated record. The coding region runs from base 100 to 3081 and encodes 993 amino acids. NCBI's taxonomy places the organism in Eukaryota, Metazoa, Chordata, Mammalia, Eulipotyphla, Soricidae.
CGCGGGCUGCUUGGGACUCUCUGCACCCCGGAACACCGGGUGUCUUGGGGGGUCGGUGGGAAGGCGCCGUCCUGGGGCCCAGGCGGCAGCCCGCGGGAGAUGGCGGCACGAUGGAGCAGCGAGAACGUGGUGGUGGAGUUUCGUGACUCGCAGGCCACUGCCAUGUCUGUGGACUGUCUCGGGCAGCAUGCGGUGCUUUCUGGCCGCAGAUUCCUCUACAUUGUUAAUCUUGAUGCCCCUUUCGAAGGUCACCGAAAGAUCUCUCGUCAGAGCAAGUGGGACAUUGGAACUGUGCAGUGGAAUCCUCAUGACAGCUUUGCGCACUACUUUGCAGCUUCAAGUAAUCAGCGGGUCGACCUGUAUAAGUGGAAGGAUGGCAGCGGGGAAGUGGGCACAAGCUUGCAGGGCCACACUCGUGUUAUCAGUGACCUGGACUGGGCAGUGUUUGAACCUGAUCUCCUGGUGACUAGCUCCGUGGACACCUAUAUCUACAUUUGGGAUAUCAAGGACACCAGGAAGCCUAGUGUUGCCCUGUCUGCAGUUGCGGGGGCCUCCCAGGUCAAAUGGAAUAAAAAAAAUGCCAACUGCCUGGCCACCAGCCACGAUGGGGAUGUAAGGAUCUGGGACAAGCGGAAACCCAGCACAGCCGUGGAAUACCUCGCGGCCCACCUCUCCAAGAUCCAUGGCCUGGACUGGCACCCAGAUAGUGAGCACAUUCUGGCAACCUCAAGUCAGGACAACUCUGUUAAGUUCUGGGAUUACCGCCAGCCCCGGAAGUACCUCAACAUCCUGCCAUGCCAGGUGCCUGUGUGGAAGGCCAGAUACACGCCUUUUAGCAACGGGCUGGUGACAGUGAUGGUCCCCCAGCUGCGGAGGGAAAACAGUCUUCUCCUGUGGAACGUCUUCGACCUCAACACCCCGGUCCACACCUUCGUGGGCCAUGAUGACGUGGUGCUGGAGUUCCAGUGGCGGAAGCAGAAGGAAGGAUCCAAGGACUAUCAGCUGGUCACGUGGUCCCGGGAUCAGAGCCUGAGAAUGUGGCGGGUGGACUCGCAGAUGCAGAGGCUCUGUGCCAAUGACAUCCUGGAUGGUGUGGACGAAUUCAUCGAGAGCAUCUCUCUGCUGCCUGAGCCUGAGAAGCCGCUGCAGGCCCCGGAUCCUGACCAGCAGCACAGUGCUGGCCCUGGGGAAGAGGAAGCCUUGAAGGAAGAUGCCCCCAGCAGCCUCCUGGAGGAGAAGAAAUGUGACCAGGCUGGCCUGUCGCAGACACUGCAGCAGGAGUUCUCACUUAUCAACGUGCAGAUCCGCAAUGUCAAUGUGCAGAUGGCUGCGGCUGACAGGAGCUGCACCGUGUCUGUGCACUGCAGCAACCAUCGUGUGAAGAUGCUGGUGCGGUUCCCCACGCAGUACCCAAACAACGCUGCCCCAUCCUUCCAGUUCAUCAACCCCACCACCAUCACAUCCACCAUGAAAGCCAAGCUGCUUAAGAUCCUGAAUGAUACGUCCUUACAGAAAGUGAAGCGAAACCAGAGCUGCCUGGAGCCGUGCCUGCGCCAGCUCGUCUCCUGCCUGGAGUCCUUUGUGAACCAGGAGGACAGUGCUGCCAGCAACCCCUUUGCACUGCCCAACUCUGUCACCCCACCCUUGCCUACCUUCGCCCGAGUCACCACUGCCUAUGGGUCAUACCAGGACGCCAACAUCCCCUUUCCCAGGACCUCAGGGGCCAGGUUUUGUGGAGCAGGGUCCCUGGUGUACUUCACAAGGCCCAUGACGAUGCAUCGAGCCGUGUCUCCAACAGAGCCUACACCAAGAUCCCUCUCAGCCUUGUCCGCCUACCACACGGGCUUGAUUGCACCUAUGAAGAUCCGCACGGAGGCGCCCGGGAACCUCCGUCUGUACAGUGGCAGCCCCACCCGCAGCGAGAAGGAGCAGGUCUCUGUCAGCUCCUUCUACUACAAGGAGCGGAUGUCUCCUCGCUCUGCCCGGCGGCGCUGGUCCAUACAAGCAGUUAACGACUUCCCGAAAUCAAGGAGGUGGAAGAGUAAGCGUGAGGGGUCAGAUUCUGGUAACCGGUCUAUCAAGGCUGCUGGGAAGGUCGUCAUCCAGGACAUUUCCUGCCUGCUUCCAGUUCACAAAUCGCUGGGGGAGCUUUAUAUACUGAAUGUGAAUGACAUUCAGGAGACGUGCCAGAAGAACGCCACCUCAGCCCUGCUGGUGGGAAGGAAGGAUCUCGUCCAGGUUUGGUCGCUGGCCACAGUAGCUACAGAUCUUUGCCUUGGUCCAAAGUCUGACCCGGAUCUGGAGACACCCUGGGCUCGACAUCCAUUUGGGCGACAGCUGCUGGAGUCCCUGUUGGCUCAUUAUUGCCGACUCCGGGACGUCCAGACAUUGGCAAUGCUCUGCAGUGUGUUUGAAGCGCAAUCUCGGCCGCAAGGAAUCCCUAAUCCCUUUGGGCCCAUCCCUGGCCGGUCCUCAAACCUUGUGGUGUCCCACAGUCGCUACCCCAGCUUUACCUCCUCUGGCUCAUGUUCCAGCAUGUCCGACCCAGGGCUCAACACAGGUGGCUGGAACAUAGCGGGAAAAGACCCUGAGCACAUCUCCUCACCCUGGGGAGAGUCCUCGCCAGAAGAGAUGCGCUUCGGGAGCCUGACCUACAGUGACCCUCGAGAGCGGGAGUGUGACCAGCAUGAUAAAAACAAAAGGCUUCUGGAUCCUGCCAACACCCAGCAAUUUGACGACUUUAAGAAAUGCUACGGGGAAAUCCUCUACCGCUGGGGUCUAAGGGAAAAGCGAGCAGAAGUGCUGAAGUUCGUUUCCUGCCCUCCUGACCCUCACAAAGGAAUUGAGUUCGGGGUGUACUGCAGCCACUGCCGCAGUGAGGUCCGGGGCACACAGUGCGCCCUCUGCAAAGGCUUCACUUUCCAGUGCGCCAUCUGCCACGUGGCUGUGCGGGGCUCAUCCAAUUUCUGCCUGACCUGCGGCCACGGUGGCCACACCAGCCACAUGAUGGAGUGGUUCAGGACCCAGGAGGUGUGCCCCACCGGUUGUGGCUGCCACUGCUUACUGGAAAGUACUUUCUGAACGUCACCCGGUGUGGAAUCUGACAGAAAUUCGGCCCCCUGAGAGAUGUCAGAACCCAGCGCCAGCUCCACGGGGCUCGCCGCAGCACCAGCUGGCUCCAGCCUCUGCCUUCUCAUCUCCUUAGAGGACAUUGGCACAGAUGACCCUGCUGAGGUCCAAGGAGAGAUGUGCCUGCCUCCUGCACUGUGGACCUUCUCAUUCCACCGACCAUUUGGAAACCAGGGGCUCCUGCAGCAACGGGGUCCCCAAGCCAAGUGACAGUGGAGGCUCUGCCCACAAAUGGGCCUAUGACCUGAGUCAGUGCCUUUACUGCACUGAUGGAUGUGGCCUUGUGAAAUAACAAAACUCAGUGAUAAACAGAGGACAUAUGAAAGGAUUCUCAACUCCUUUCUGUAUGUUUGUUUUGUAUAUUUGUAUAUUGUCCAGAUUUCUUCUUGAGCUAAUAAAGUUCUUAUGGCUUUGGGGGAAGAAAA